Molecule: messenger RNA, 177 nt
Organism: Sphaerulina musiva SO2202
Lineage: Eukaryota; Fungi; Ascomycota; Dothideomycetes; Mycosphaerellales; Mycosphaerellaceae
Exons: 2
Coding region: 1-177 (58 amino acids)
Source: RefSeq, a predicted model, not a curated record
AUGCCGAAACGCAAGAGCAAUACCCCAGAGGCACUAGCAAACAAGCGCGCAAAGCUCGGCGCAGCCUCGAAGUUACUCGAGGAGUACUCCCUUAAGCCAAACACUUUACGAGACCGAGAGCGUACUACCGCUAUAGACGAAGAAAAGAGGCUGAAAUACGACGUCUACUUCCGUUAG